CAAUCUUACGUGGCACGAGUCCCGUUUGUGUUACUUGACAUGACUAAUCUUAGGACAGUCAUGGUGAAUGUGAAAGAUGGCACUGCUUGGGUUGAAUCUGGUGCAACAAUUGGGGAACUUUACUGUGGAAUCGCGGAGAAGAGUGGUGCACUUGGCUUUCCUGCUGGCCUUUGGACCAAUGUAGGUAUUGGCGGAUUCAUCAGUGGAGGAGGCUAUGGCAUGAUGACACGAAAUUAUGGCCUUGCUGCUGAUAAUGUGAUUGAUGCUCGUUUUGUAAAUGUUAAUGGCACAAUUCUUAGUAGAGAAACAAUGGGGGAAGAUCUUUUCUGGGCUAUAAGAGGCGGAGGAGGCUCGAGUUUUGGAGUAGUCCUUUCCUGGAAGAUCAAAUUAGUUUCUGUUCCAGAAAUUGUUACAGUUUUCAGAAUUGUCAGGACUUCAGAAGAAAAUGCAGCAGAUAUUUUCCACAGGUGGCAAGAAGUUGCUCCGCGAUUUCCCAAAGAUCUUGAUCUGAAAUGUUAUGUGCAGAGCAUAGUGAGUAAUUCCAGUACUAGACAAGAUGGAAAAACCAUAAGGAUAACAUUUGAGUCUUUAUACCUUGGUCCCAGAGACAGACUACUUGUCUUAAUCCGCGAAAGAUUUCCUGAGCUGGGACUGGAGGCAGAAGAUUGUUCCGAGAUGAGUUGGAUCGAGUCAGGGCCUUUCUUUUCCAAUCACACAGCUGGAACAUCACCUGAUAUCAUGUUAAACAGAACUGCUUUGCCAAAGUUUAACUUCAAAGGCAAAUCAGACUUUGCAAGGAACAUAAUUCCGAGAGAAGCCAUAAAGGGGAUGUGGGAAAUGUUGUUCAGUGUUGCUCCUGAAGCUGCUUUACUGCAAUUCACACCGUAUGGGGGUAGAAUGAAUGAGAUCCUGGAGUCUGCAAUUCCAUUCCCUCAUAGAGCUGGAACAUUGUACAUGAUUUAUAUAGGAGUAUUCCUGGAGAAAGAUGCGUCACAGCGUCUGAAAUGGAUCGACAGCUUGUAUGAAUACUUAAGGCCUUAUGUUUCCAGGAAUCCCAGGGCUGCAUAUGUGAAUUAUCUUGAUCUUGAUCUAGGAAACAACACUUCAAGUAGUUGGGGGAAGAGGUACUUCAAGAGUAAUUUUCGCAGACUCAUGCAGGUGAAAACUGUGGCUGAUCCAGAGAAUUUUUUCUGGCAUGAGCAGAGUAUUCCAACACUACCAGCUUGAUAUGAUUCGUCUGUCUGUUAAUAUUACAAUAAUUGACCUACAUCAAUAAAAUUAUGUUUAUAUAUAUCACUGAAUCAGCUUGAAGAACAUAUAUAUAGAUUCUAUCUGCAAAUUGUUCAUAAUUUACAUGACUACAAUCACGAACCCAAUUAAAAGUGUAAACGGAAAAACAAGCUUGUGGAU
Daucus carota subsp. sativus is the source of this 1410-nucleotide messenger RNA. Its product is annotated as berberine bridge enzyme-like 24. Gene Ontology annotation, molecular function: FAD binding; oxidoreductase activity. The transcript has a single exon. The record is from RefSeq and is a predicted model, not a curated record. The coding region runs from base 40 to 1227 and encodes 395 amino acids. Lineage: Eukaryota; Viridiplantae; Streptophyta; Magnoliopsida; Apiales; Apiaceae.